AUGGUGCCUGUAAUUGCCGUGCUGAUUGAACAAGUCGAGUUGUUAGGUCUGCAAGGAAGAGCAGGGGGAGGGGGCGUGGAAGCCCCCCAGCCAUCAAGAGUGAAACUGGCGGAACCGAAAGCGCGUGUGGGGGGCCCACCGGGGGGUCGCCUGCAGCCCCCCCAGCCGGGGCCCUUGUUGGCUUGGUACCCCUGGUGCCCAGCGCUCCUGCCGGCUGCUUGGUGUAGCCCAGCUGCCAUCCGGACCGCCCUUCCAGGGCUGCUCGAUAACCUUAAGAUGCCGACCCGAACGUCUGGCUUCCACAUCUGUGACAUCUUGGACCUCAACGACGCUACCGCGGAGGGCAAGCCGAGCGCCGGCGGGGAGGGGUUACCCGAACCUCCCCAUCAACUACACCAUGCCGGUCCCAUGCCGCUGAUGUCGGGUCCGCCAGAACUAACGACAAUUGCCGCCAGCUAUGCUGCAGCUAUGGGGCACCACACAGUGCUGUUUCCAGGGGCCCCCGGAGGGAUGCCGGCGAGGGAUCCCCACUGUCCCCUACUGCCCCAUGGUAGGCAUCACUGGACCACACCAGUAACCACGAGAAGCGACCACGACCUGGCAUCGAGCGACUUCUUCCUCUUUCCAUGGCUAAAGAAGCCACUUCAUGGUAAGCGAUUCCAAGACGAUGAUGACGUCAUUUAUGCAGCGGAGGACUUCCUAAACUGUCAAAAUGAGAACUUCUAUGAUCAAGGCGCCCAGCAACAGCAGGUCAGCCCUGACAGCACUUCACCCAGCUCUCUGGCGCCCCCAGACCCUUCUCGAAGUUGUCCCGAGCAGGAGCCCGAUCUCCACUCCAGCUCCGUCUCUCUGGAUAGCUUCCCCCCUCGCGCCAACAGUCCGUCAAGUGGCCAUGGACCGGAUUCAUCCAGCACACUCCCACCAACUUUAAUGAGGGCGCCCCUCUUGGGACAGGAUAGCGAAGAACACAUGCUGGACACGGAGGAAGACGACCCGGAGUCAGAGGGGCAGCAUGAGUCAGGAAACCAGGGAGGGGCGCAGGCCGGGAGCUCCAAGAAGCGGAAGAGGAGAGUUCUGUUCUCCAAGGCACAGACAUACGAGCUGGAGCGCAGGUUCCGACAGCAGCGGUAUCUGUCGGCGCCCGAACGAGAACACCUUGCCAGCAUCAUUCGCCUCACGCCCACGCAGGUGAAGAUCUGGUUCCAGAAUCAUCGGUACAAGACGAAACGGGCGCAGCAAGAGAAAGGACUACACGACCCCCAUGGGCCCCACGGGGGUGCAGGAGUCACUACGUUGCCGUCUCCUCGCAGAGUGGCAGUUCCUGUAUUGGUAAGGGACGGGAAGCCCUGUACAGGGAGUGCCAAGGGACAGCAGCAACCUCCGACUGACCAACACAUACCGCACCCCCACCUGGUGAUGCCCUCGUACUCGCACCCUCUCAUACACCCUCACCAUCCGCAGCCACAACCCCGCGGCUGGUGGUAGUGACUCUAAGUUUUGGUGGUGAGUUCUUGCCUGAAACUCUUCUGUGAAAAGUGGCGAUGGAAGGAUGUAUUGGCCCUAUGUUAAUGGAUUGUGUGUGUGGGUGUUAAAGAUAUCUCCUUGGCUGAGUUAUUGCAAGAAGCUAAGGAAGCUGAUACAAGUGACUAGUGAAAAAAUUGAAAGUCUUUAAUACGGCAGAACCGAUGCGAUUAGAAAUUAAAUGUGAAGGUAAUCCUUUCUUCAACUUAAAAAACCAAAUAUCCUGCGACAUUUAUGAGCUACCUGAGAACAUCUGAAUGUUCAUAAGAUAGAAACUUUAUUCCUUAACAAUAUCCUGUACGGCGCAGU
Cryptotermes secundus is the source of this 1830-nucleotide messenger RNA. RefSeq names its product homeobox protein vnd-like. Gene Ontology annotation, molecular function: RNA polymerase II cis-regulatory region sequence-specific DNA binding; DNA-binding transcription factor activity, RNA polymerase II-specific. The transcript is spliced from 7 exons. The coding region runs from base 1 to 1485 and encodes 494 amino acids. The record is from RefSeq and is a predicted model, not a curated record. Gene Ontology annotation, cellular component: nucleus. NCBI's taxonomy places the organism in Eukaryota, Metazoa, Arthropoda, Insecta, Blattodea, Kalotermitidae. Gene Ontology annotation, biological process: cell differentiation; regulation of transcription by RNA polymerase II.